AUGGCGAACGAACAACAUCACAUCAGCAGACAAGGCGCACUGGGGGUUGGCACUCAGCGGAACGUUUCAAACACGUCGUUACCAGCUAUGACGGCAGAGGAAGAGGCAGUAGCCGACGUGGACGAGCCUCCUGAACCGUCGCGUACUCCACGUCCUGCCCCUUUGCAGCUUCACCAGUCUCCGACAACCUCCUUUACCAAGUUCCCACCCGUCCUUGAUCGAAAAGAAUCACUCUUGACCAAUGCGCUGAAAUGGAACUCAAACACAAGCUCGCCCGUCGACGAGCAUCCCGACAAAACCCCUCUCCGCGGACUAUCGUGCAUCUCAACAUGGAGCAACGCCAGCGGCACAACGGCCGAGCUGACCAGCGACGGAGGUUUCACAAGCCCGGGUACGCGAACUAGCACGCCGAGCCCGCCGCUUCCUUCGGCUACGUUCCAUCGAAAUAUGCCCAUGUUCAGCAAGAAGACGUUUGAGCUGCCAGUUUCAGUUGUCUCGCACGAUGACGACAUGGUCAGCCCAUUGCAGAAGACUGCGACUCCAAUGAACGAUGAGCAGAAUGUGGAAGCCGUGCUGGGAAGGAAGAGACGGAUCAUGUUUGCAUGCGGCCAGAAAGAGGAGAAAAAGCCAGCAGAGCCACCAGCGAAGCCAACACCUGCUCCAGCAGACGAACCUCCAAAGCGUGCUUGCACGAUUAAAUUCGCUUGCCCUACCAAGAUAUCCACAGAGGCCAUUUCCAAGACGACCAAGCCCCGCGCCCGUGUGCUCAGCCCCGCACCGUUGGCGCGCCGGAUACCGUCGUCUCCAAAGCCGUCGUUGAGGGCCCACCGCGAUUCCGAUUCGACAGUCUGCAACAAAUCUCCCGUAAGCGUUCGCAAGGUGCCCAUGGUGGAUCGUACUCGCCGCCUCAGUGUCAACUCAGAUCUUGCUCGGUGCGAGAAAUAUCGCUUCCAUGAGUUCGCAAGCUCAGAAGAGGAGGUCGAAGAAUGGACACAAGAGGUCACAUGUCACCGUAACCGCCUCACUGUUCAGGACACUCUCAAGGUCGAGAACACGCUACGUCAAAUGGGUGAGGAGGCUGAAGAAGAGGCAUUAGAGGAAGAGAACGAAGGAGAUGACGCUGCAGAGAUGGGCGACGAUGAUGAUGACGACGAUGAUGACGACCUUGAUGAGGACGGCAACGCCAGUGAUGGGUACAGCGAUGUCACCGAUGAAGGCUUCCAAACCGAUGAUGAAGACGGCUUUGCAGUCUCAGACGAUGAGAGCGAUGCCGGUUCCGAUUACAACUGGUGGGCACCUGGAGCCUCCACCGCCGCCACAUCGGUUGAACAUCUUGAGCAUCUUCGCCUGAAGACCCAUCGCACCGUGUCUGAGUCUUCGAUCGGAUCAUUGGAGAGCCGGGAAGGCCUCAAAAUCUCCGACAAGCCACACUACAAGCGCACAAAGUCAAGACCGGUCAACAUCCGCGUCCCAAGUCCUGAGCUGCCUGACAGUACAGAUUUUGUCUGCGGAACGCUCGACGAGGACCGACCUGCAGAAGAAGCGUACAUGUCGACUUUGAAACGCCGACGCGAAGCUAAGCAGAAGAAGACGCCCCAAGAUAUCGACCCCACGUUCCCAGCAUCCGACCCUGAACUCCCCGAUGACGAGGAGGACGAGGUGUCGGAAGUGGAAGAGCCUUCGGAAAGCGAUUUCAUGCUGCAUGGUCGCAUGGACCCUGUCGACGGCGAUCUACGGGGUCGUCGUAAGGAUGCUCCGAAGAAGCGCUCUCCCGCACAAUCACCUAGAAGGCUUCGAUCACCGCCACCAGCGAAGCGUACCGUGCAUCGCUCUCCACCUCCCCGCAAGCUUUUUGGAAACUCGCCCAAGCGUCUCCACUCUCCUCCACCACCUAUGCGCCUGCGUCCGCCUCCACCCACCCGCCACAACACGGUCAACCCUCGCACGACGCGGCAGCGUAGCGAGAUGGCGAUUCGCUUUGGCGGCGGUAUUGCUGGGCGCCGUGCGCUCACAGUCUCUGCCUCGGUCCCUCGAACUCCCAUCAACAUGAUGAAUCCGUUUGAGCUUGAGGAAGAAGAUAUGGGCCCUGAUGAGAUGCCCGUCCGCCGCGCCAUCGCUAUCCAGGUCGGUCUCGAGAAGAAGAGGCAGCGCCGUAAGGAUCAGCUGUACCGGAAGCAGCACCGCAAGGGCGCCAAAGAGAAGCGUCCUGCACCUGGAAAAGGCGCAGAACGCAUGCGCGAGAUGGGUCUUGCGGCCCAUGCUCACAAGGGCAAGACAACCGCGUUUGGACCUUUCCAGAUUCCCACCAACAACGAUCAAAAGGACAUGCACGUGCUGUCGGUGUAG
This is a messenger RNA of Cucurbitaria berberidis CBS 394.84, 2346 nucleotides long. RefSeq lists its product as uncharacterized. The transcript has a single exon. Lineage: Eukaryota; Fungi; Ascomycota; Dothideomycetes; Pleosporales; Cucurbitariaceae. The record is from RefSeq and is a predicted model, not a curated record. The coding region runs from base 1 to 2346 and encodes 781 amino acids.